Molecule: messenger RNA, 541 nt
Organism: Carlito syrichta (Philippine tarsier)
Lineage: Eukaryota; Metazoa; Chordata; Mammalia; Primates; Tarsiidae
Gene: IQCF2
Product: IQ motif containing F2
Exons: 3
Coding region: 1-486 (161 amino acids)
Molecular function (GO): calmodulin binding
Source: RefSeq, a predicted model, not a curated record
AUGGGGAUUCGAUGUUGUACCAACGGCCAUCUCAUUCUAAUUGAAAUCUAUAAUGAGGAAGAAAUAGUUGAAUGGAGAAUCUUGCAGAAGAAGCAGAAACAAAAGGUGAGAAGAAUUCUAUGUAAAGCAGCCAUAAAGAUUCAGGCCUGGUGGCGUGGCACCCUGGUGCGCCGGACACUGUUGCAUGCAGCCCUCAGGACCUGGAUGAUUCAGUGCUGGUGGCGGACAACGCUGUUGAGGCUGCUGAAGAAGAGGCGGCAGGCAGCUCUGGUUGCCUAUGCAACCAGAGAGAGGGCAGUGAUCAAGCUCCAAUCUUUGGUCCGUAUGUGGCGCAUCUACUGGCGAUACUGCCAGGUGCUCAACGCCAUCUACAGCAUCCAGUGCCACUGGCAAUGCCACAAUUGCCAGACUUGCGCUCUCCUCCGGGGCCACUGUGUGGUCACAGCCACUCACCUGCAGUUCCACAUCGAGAUCAUCAACUCCUAAGGACUAGCAAUAAAGGACAAUGUGUCUUUUGUCCUCACUAAAGUUUUGAUUUGGU